CCAAUAUGAACACCCCAAGACAUUAUUACAUCGGCUAAUCCACCCUUCAUGUGGCGCCACCAUAUCAAAUCCUGUCCGUCCCAGCACAGAUCCCAUCAUCCCAGCCGUCCCUUCACCUACUAUUGUGCCUGAGCCCCUUACGCCCCUUACCCUUGUGGCCUUCUCGCUCGGUGGCAAACAAGCAUCCCGCACCGAGCGUGACCAAGAGACAUGGCGGAGGCCAACAACAACAGCAACAACAAUGCCAAUUCCAUAGCGCAGCAGCAGCAACAGCAGCAGCAUCAUCAACAACAUCAGCAACAGCUCCUUUUGCAGCAGCACCAGCAACAGCUCUUCCUGAUGCAGCAGCAGCAACUCCAGCUCCAACAACAGCAACAACUGCAACGGCAACAACAGCAGCAGCAGCAACAGCAGCAGCAGCAAUCGCAGCCAUCUGCCCACCACCAAUCGCCUUAUAAUCUCCUGCAGCAGCAGCAGGCCAUGUCCCGCUUCCCCUCCAACAUCGACGCCCACCUCCGCGCCCCCGGCCUCCGAUCCCUCCAGUUCCAGGCCCCUACUCCUCCGCCGGCGCAGCCCUCCUCCUCACAGCCGCCUACCUCCUCCAACCUCCACCACCAUGCUUCGCAGUCCCAGCCGGCGAGGCCAGCGGCGACAGGGGUCGGGGUCGGCGUCGGGAGGCCCGGGAACCCCUUGGAGAUUGAGAUGGCGCAGAAGGACGCCUUGAUGGUCUGCAACCCCGACUUCAAACGCCCCUUCGCCUCCGUUGAGGAUGCCGUGCUCAGGCUGCUGCCAUACCAUGUGGUAUCUGAUUAUGAAGCUGAAGAAGAUGACAGGAUCCUUGAUAGUGAUACCACUGGUCAUAUAUUUUCACGGAUCCAGCAAUGGGACCACAACGUUCUCACAAAGAUUGCAGAGUUUACCACUACAUUUGAGAAACAAGUCCUUGCUUUCAACAUAAUGUCAAGAAAGAGAGCACAAGGAGAAUUCAGGUCAGAGGAGAGGCUUAUGAUGGAGCAGUUUUUAAUGCAAGAAGAGAAGCAAGCUCUGUUAGGAAUAAGAGCAGAAAUCGAAUCCAGAGAGAAGGCUGGUAGGGAAGCAGCAGAGGCCAAGAUGCGGAUGGCAAUGGUUCAGGCUGAACAUGCUAGAGCAGAUGCCCAGGCCCAUGCAGAAAUGUAUGUUCGUGCCCCAGUGAGGGCUGGCGCUGCUGGUUCCCUUGGUGACGAGGUUUCUGGCCAUGAUAUGGGGCAAGAACAGGCAGGUAACAUGGACGAAAUUCAUGGGUGGGGAAAUGCUCAAAGAGAGGAUGAAGAGCCAUCAGAGGAUUUUUUGAAUGAUGAGAAUGAACCUGAGAAUGGAGACACCGGAGAACAAGGUGAAUGGCGAGAAGCUGGGGAGCUGGACUUGAACACUAGGUGAUGAUAGGAUAAAAUCCUGGCUACUUUCCAGUUUGCAUUUAGUAGCUUAUGCACAGAGGGUUACAAAGUCGCUAACUUGACAUGAUCAGAUCUGUUUGUUUAUGGAGUUCUUAGACUACGUUUGUGAAAAGAAAGAUUACCUCUUCCCAAGCAAGAGUGUGGCUCGACUGCUGGAUCUGAUUCGAUUUCAUUUCGAGCAGCUGUUUUUAUCUUGGAGAUAGUUUUCCGGCAGCACGACCAGAAAGUUAACAAGGUCAUACCUUUUAACUGCUUUUGUGCUAUGAUCAAACGCUGUGCUGCUGAAACUGAACUCAUUUUACUUUCUAGAUAUUACUGGUAGGAAAUAGUUGAAACGAUAUCAGUGAAAAAUUGUCAUCGGUGUAGACGGACCGAUUGCUGAUUACUUAUCUAAGUUAUAUGUUUAUUCUCGGCACCCAACUUGGGGAUUUCUAGUUGCUCUGUGUCUGUACAUUAUGAAGUAUUAGUUCUACGGAGAACUUAGUGUUU
Musa acuminata subsp. malaccensis (wild Malaysian banana) is the source of this 1922-nucleotide messenger RNA. Its product is annotated as mediator of RNA polymerase II transcription subunit 15. Gene Ontology annotation, biological process: positive regulation of DNA-templated transcription. NCBI's taxonomy places the organism in Eukaryota, Viridiplantae, Streptophyta, Magnoliopsida, Zingiberales, Musaceae. The record is from RefSeq and is a predicted model, not a curated record. Gene Ontology annotation, cellular component: SWI/SNF complex.